AUGUCCAGGGCUGUCAACAAGUCAGUCGCUGAAGCUCUGAGCAACAGCGAUCCGACGGCAGCCUACGAGGCGAUUUCCAAAGCUUUGAGCGAACGCAAGGCCCAACACGGCGAACUACUGGAAUUCGAGAUCCUAGGGAAGAGCCAUCCGCUUGAACCAGGAACCUUUCUCCUGCAGGAUGGAAAUGCCAUAGCUGUUUCCAAAUACGGUCUUGUGCAGGCCUUCUUCGUUGCCCGGAAAAUCCUUCAGCGCCACAUCAGCACCGAAAGCAUUCUGUCGUAUGACGGACUCCUGGCCGUCACGAGCGUGGUGCUUCUGAUGGAUCCGGAGCACCUGACGGCCGCGAACGCUCGCAAGAAGCUGGCAGUCUCGGCCGGAGCCCCGUCUGAAGAACGUCUGCUUGAAGCCAUCGAGAGAGACAUGUUCUUCGUGGACAGUCUGCUCACCAGCCGUCUUCACAGACAUACCAAGUCCCCGACUCUAUGGAGCCAUCGCCGCUGGCUCGUCGAGACGGCAGCACGCCAUGGCUCCCAGCACAACGUCGCUGAAAGCCUGGAGAAGGUGGUCAUGGUAGCUGGCCAGAGACAUCCUAGGAACUACUACGCCUGGUGCCAUGCCCGCUGGCUGACCAACAAUAGGCCGGAGGGCCAGGAUGGACAAGAGGACCACGUCCUCAGGGAGCUGUUAGAACCAACAAAACGUUGGUGCUUCCGAAAUCAUACCGACGUAUCCGGCUGGUCAUACCUGCACUUCCUGCUCGCGAAGCUCGACGCUGCCAAGGCCUCAGCUGUCUUUGAAGAGGCCGCCAAGCUCGCGGUCUCAUUGCAGUGGACCAACGAGUCGACGUGGGUCUUCCUGAGAACGCUGGCAGCAUCGGCGCCCAUGGGAGAGAAGGAGGCCACGCUCUUUCAGGACACCAGGACGGCAUUGCUACACAAGACUGGGGACUCUGAAGAGGCAUCACGUGCGCUCGUGAUGGCCCAGACCUGGUUUGAGGCGAAUCUGCACCGCGCUUGA
Messenger RNA from Diaporthe citri, 1017 nucleotides. RefSeq lists its product as uncharacterized. Gene Ontology annotation, molecular function: protein prenyltransferase activity. Gene Ontology annotation, biological process: protein prenylation. Bases 1 to 1017 code for a protein of 338 amino acids. Lineage: Eukaryota; Fungi; Ascomycota; Sordariomycetes; Diaporthales; Diaporthaceae. The record is from RefSeq and is a predicted model, not a curated record. Gene Ontology annotation, cellular component: cytoplasm. The transcript has a single exon.